GAGAAUGUAAUUUCUCUCUUUUUCUCUUAUCUUUUGCAGCGCAGGUAAUUGUCUAAAUAUUAAGUUAUUACACUUAUGGACGAGUACGUAGGAUAACUGAGCAUUUUUUUAUUUCUUUUAAAAAAUGAAUAUGAUAAAUAAAUGAAUAUGUACAAAAAUGUUAAUGAUCUAGAUAAAAUAGAUGCUUACUUUAAAGUGAGAAGAGCAAAACAAAUAUAUAAGAAGCGUUAAAAUAUGCUGCAAAAUGUGUUUAUUCUUUUUUGUCAUAAUUCUGUUUGUCUUGCAGAUACGUGUCUUGCCAUUUAUUAAAAUUCUACACUUGUUCAUUAGAAGUAAUAAGUGUAAAAGUAAUAGAUCAUUAUUAUUUCUAAAACUUCCCAUUUUCCAUUAUCGUAAAUGGGAUCGAUAAGUGGAUAUGUAUAUAAAAGAAGAUCUUGCUCUUAACAUAAAUUACUUUGUAAAGUUUCCUUCUGGAGUAUACAGUAUUUUAAAAAUACUUUAAUAUUUAGUGUAUUUAGCGAGAGUUUAACGAGAGCUUAGUGUGUUUAGUGAGAGCUUCAGAUUCGGUUUAUCAAGGCAAAGUGUAAAAGAGAAAGAAAGUCGUGUAUUCAAUAUUUCAUUGAAGUGUUACGUUUGUAUAUUUUAACAUGGCACGAUCUUUUGAUGAAAUAAAAAUCUUUGCCGAUACUAUGGAUGAUAUGGAUAUUAUAAGGACUAUGACUAGUACGGAAGAUCACGAAAACGCCUUUUAUAUUGCGGAUAUCGGUAAUGUUAUUCAAAAGCAUCAAGAAUGGAUUACCAAGAUGCCUAGAGUCAUCCCACAUUUUGCAAUUAAAUGCAAUCCGGAUCCAACAGUAAUCAAAGUUCUCGCGGCUUUGAAUGCCGGUUUCGAUUGUGCAUCCAAGCAAGAAAUAGAGCAAGUAAUGCGACACGGAGUGCACGGUGAUCGAAUUAUUUUCGCGCAUCCGGCCAAAUAUCCGUCUCACAUAAAGUACGCUAAAAAAAUGGGCGUCGAGCAGAUGACAGUGGACAGUGAAAGCGAGUUGCUUAAGAUUAAGAAUCUCUUUCCCGAAGCUAAGAUCGUUAUACGUAUACGCUGCGAUGCGAAGAAUACGCCGGUAGUACUGGGAUUGAAAUUUGGCUCCGAACCGGACGAGGAAACUGUGAGUUUAAUACAGCUCGCCAAACAUCUCGGCUUAAAUCUACACGGCUUCAGUUUCCACGUCGGUAGCCCAUGCGGAGAGAUGGAGGCUUAUGCAAGAGGGAUCGAAUUGUGCAAACAAUUAAUUAACACCUCCAAAGCAAUUGGACACGACAAUGUGCAGUUGAUUGACAUCGGCGGUGGAUUUCCCGGAGCGAGUGGAACUAAUGUCGAUAUGUUCGCCACUAUUAUCAACGAUGCGAUACAGGAUCUCGAUCCUAGCAUAAGAGUCAUCGGCGAACCAGGAAGUUACUACGUAACUUCCGGCUUCACUUUGGCUGCAUAUAUGCAUUCCAAGAGAAUUAUUCCGAAGAACGGCAGAAUGAUGAGAAUGUAUUACGUAAAUUGCGGCGUGUUCAGUGCCUUUAUAGAUGAACUGUUAGGUAUACAAGCUAGAGUCCCGCUAUUACUUUCCGAGCCAACAAACCACGAAAAAUUCCUUUCAAGUAUAUGGGGACCAACGGCCGACUCGUAUGAUUUAAUUGUCAAGGAAGUGAUGUUGCCCGAGAUUGAAAUAGGCGAUUGGUUGAUUUGGAAAGAUAUGGGUGCUUAUUCCAUAGCCGUUGCUACUACAUUUAAUGGUUUCCCAAUCCCGAUUGUGAUACCAUUCAUUAGGAAGAGUCAAUGGGAAAAUUUUAAAGUGCAAAUUGAUUCAAUGUGCAAUUGCAAUGAGCAAUUUGCUUCAUUCUGCAAAAAUCCAUCGAACAAUACAACUUAAUGUGAAUAAUAGAAUGAAUUCUUAUAAUGUAAGAUAAAACUUCGCCAAAAAUAAAAUUAAUUGUAUUAU
Molecule: messenger RNA, 1988 nt
Organism: Formica exsecta
Lineage: Eukaryota; Metazoa; Arthropoda; Insecta; Hymenoptera; Formicidae
Product: ornithine decarboxylase 2-like
Exons: 8
Coding region: 648-1919 (423 amino acids)
Cellular component (GO): cytoplasm
Molecular function (GO): ornithine decarboxylase activity
Source: RefSeq, a predicted model, not a curated record